Molecule: messenger RNA, 324 nt
Organism: Rotaria sordida
Lineage: Eukaryota; Metazoa; Rotifera; Eurotatoria; Philodinida; Philodinidae
Source: the annotation of a GenBank genome assembly
AUGGAAAAACCUUAUUAUGUUCGAAAUCAUAACAUAUUUACAAGUGGUAAUAUGCUUUGUUAUCCAGCUGGUGGAUCAACUAAUAUUUAUAUGGAAGAUGAAGAUGGAAAUGCAAUUUAUAAUUUUGAAAUCAUCGACAAAAUCUAUGAUAAUUAUAUUGAACAUAAUCUUAUACCAAUAAUUGAAUUAGAUUUUAUGCCUUUGGAUUUAGUAACAGAUUCAAAAGAUUUACCAUCUGAUUGGAAAAUGGGUCGAGAUGUAGGACAAGAAUUAUAUGAACAAAAUAAAUGGAAAUUACCACCUAAAGAUUAUAAAAAAUGGUGA